GGCGCACCUGCGCGGGCGGGAGGCGGGGCCGGGGAGCAGCCGUCCAGUGGGAGAGCGCGCGGAGGCGGGAGCGAGCCCCGGCCUGAGACCCCGCCGCCCACCCGGGACUGAGACCCAGCCAUGACCUGGAGCGCGUCGGCGCGGGGCGCGCACCAGCCGGACAACACAGCCUUCACGCAGCAGCGCCUCCCCGCCUGGCAGCCGCUGCUCUCUGCCGGCAUCACGCUGCCGCUCUUCUUCUGCGCCGGCCUGGCUUUCAUCGGCCUGGGCCUGGGCCUCUUCUACUCGUCCAACGGCAUCAAGGAGCUGGAGUACGACUACACCGGCAACCCCGGCACCGGCAACUGCUCGCUGUGCGCCGCCGAGGGCCAGGGCCGCGCGCCGCCACCCAACUGUUCGUGCUCCUGGUACUUCUCGCUGCCCGAGCUCUUCCCGGGCCCCGUGUACCUCUACUACGAGCUGUCCAACUUCUACCAGAACAACCGGCGCUACGGAGUGUCCCGCGACGACGCGCAGCUCAGCGGCCUGGCCAGCGCGCUGCGCCACCCCGCCAACGAGUGCGCCCCCUACCAGCUCAGCGCCACCGGCCUGCCCAUCGCGCCCUGCGGCGCCAUCGCCAACAGCCUCUUCAACGACUCCUUCACGCUGUGGCACCAGAGUCGGCCCGGGGAACCCUACUUCGAGGUGCCUCUCGACCGCACCGCCAUCGCCUGGUGGACCGACUACCACGUCAAGUUCCGCAACCCGCCCCUGGUGAACGGCAGCCUGAAGCUGGCCUUCAGCGGCACGGCGCCACCGCCCAACUGGCACCGGCCGGUUUACGAGCUCAGUCCGGACCCUAACAACACCGGCUUCAUCAACCAGGACUUCGUGGUGUGGAUGCGCACGGCCGCGCUACCCACCUUCCGCAAGCUGUACGCGCGCAUCCGACAGGGCAACUACUCGGCCGGCCUGCCCCGGGGUGCCUACAUUGUCAACAUCACCUACAACUACCCGGUGCGCACCUUCGGAGGCCAUAAGCUCAUCAUCUUUAGCAACAUCUCAUGGAUGGGUGGCAAGAACCCUUUCCUGGGCAUCGCCUACCUGGUCGUUGGCUCCCUCUGCAUCCUCAUGGGUUUUGUCAUGCUGGUCGUCUACAUUCGCUACCAGGACCAGGAUGACGACGACAACGAUGACGAGUGAUGCUGUUUCCCUAAGACCCUUUCUCCUGCUUCUUGGCCAAGCCGCUUUCAGCGGUGAUCCUUUGCUCCUUAACACAACAACUUCAAGCUCACCGAUUGUCUCAUGUGGGCAAAGGGCCUGGAGAAAGGAAUAACCCGCUUCCUCUUAGAGAUAAGACACUGCUGGGAUUUGAACUGUAGAGUGCCAGAUCUUAUGAUUUCUCCCCAUCUCCCUCAUGGCUUACUGAGUUGACGUGUCAGGUCUAUAGCAUUCCAGAGCAAAGGACACAGGAGAUUCCUGGACUGGAACUAGUUAGGACCAGCAGCCAGCAGUUGGAUCCUAAUUCUGGUCUAAGAUUCUGUUCCUUCAGUAACAUGUAUUUCUGGGAGGGAUGUGUAGGUUACUAAAGGGCUGGGAUGAAGAGUGUUACCCACUGAUGGCCUACAGAAACUUGGAGGAGUGGGGAAACAUAUUUGUUAAAAUAUAAGUCGAUGAAGAGGCAUUGAGCCUCUCAGGUUCUGACCCAAGAACGCCAGGGUGGGCAGCCUUCACUGAAGAGUCUGCCUUUCCUGAAGAGCCUCUGUGCCCUUGAAUUUGGGAGUCUUGAGCCAGGAAGCACUCGGGUUUUUCCAGUAAUAAUCUGUUACCGUGAACAGUGACAAUCACAGUACUCCGGUUUGGUCUUAACACAUAGGAAGCUUCCAUUCUGUGAAUGAAUGAGAAUAAUUGCUAACUCUAGGAAACUAGCAUGCAGAUCUGCAGGGCAGGAGUGUGCCAACUCGUAACUGAAUGUAAAAGCAAACUUCACAAGACACUGUAAAAACUUGAAAAUGCAAGGCCAGUUCUCGUGGCUCAGGGGGGAGUGUCCAAACCUUAGAAACUGAGUUACAAAUGAUCUUAGCCGCAAGCUGUUUUCCUGGGACCCUGAGUGUCUCUUGCCUCUUUGCUCAGGCUCUUUUGACUCCUCAUCUUUUUUUCUUUCUUUCUUUCUUUCUUUCUUUCUUUCUUUCUUUCUUUCUUUCUUCCUUCCUUCCUUCCUUCCUUCCUUCCUUCCUUUCUUUCUUUCUUUCUUCCUUUCUUUCUUUCUUUUUAUGCUUAAUGCUUAAUUCAUUCAUAUCAUUUUCACAAAGAACUAUCUUAAACACAGUUUUAAUGUAGUCACAAAUGAAAUCCAUGUCUAGUGAUCCUGUUUAAAGAAUGCCAAGAGUUAUAUUUUUCUAGGCAAAGUAGACUCAGGAUUGUUUCUGCCUUAAUGUUAAAAUCAUUCAGCUGAUUUUAUUUGAUUGCCCACAGUAUAAAGCUAUAUGAAUACAGGUACAAUAAAGGGACUUUUUAAAAUGUUAAAGUCCUCCUUUUAUGGAACAACAAUGUAAAAGAACUUAAAAAUAAAAUGUUUCAUUAUACCAUCUUCUAGGCUCCCUGAAGAAAACAGUUUCUUGGUAUUUGUCAGGGUCUCUGGUCCUAGCUCCUCAGUGCAGAUAUUUUCAGGUUAUGGGUAGGUAUACUUUCAUUCCUCAAAGGCAGUAGUACAUGGUCAUGAAGUAUGUUUUAUUUUUAUGGCAGUCAAAGAUUGAGUUGUACUGAAUAAUUUCCAUUCAUUCCCUCAUUCUUUGUAGUUGAUACUUGUCUUGGGUGCACAGCAUGUCUGUCUAAGAUUGUCCAGGUCAAAGGUGACUUAAAAUAAUCUUGUCUCAUUUUAAUGUAUAUCAGAAAAUUCUUUAGUAAUUUCAGUGUGCUGGCUUUCUGACUUCUGAAUGUGAUAAAAUUUAAUGUCAGAUCACAUACUGUGAUUUUUGAAUAUGAAAUGCUGAUCACUGCAUGUACUUUUAGAAAGUUUUAUUUAUGAUGAAUUCUUGGUUGACCACCUCUUUUUUUUUCUCACUAUAUAAUUGAAGGUAACUGUGUUUUGCUAUCAUUUGUAGAACAUCGAGUCUUUUGUUAUAAAUUUUAAUGUGAGACCAUGGAGCUUAAAGUCCUGUGAUUAAAUCGUAGUUCCAGGCCUUGUUUUUAGGAUUUUGGAAGAGAAUAAAGGUUGUGUUUGUCUUUCUCUGUUA
Molecule: messenger RNA, 3215 nt
Organism: Phodopus roborovskii (desert hamster)
Lineage: Eukaryota; Metazoa; Chordata; Mammalia; Rodentia; Cricetidae
Gene: Cdc50b
Product: transmembrane protein 30B
Exons: 1
Coding region: 121-1182 (353 amino acids)
Biological process (GO): phospholipid translocation
Cellular component (GO): plasma membrane; endoplasmic reticulum; Golgi apparatus
Source: RefSeq, a predicted model, not a curated record